UAUUCGGUGUAGGCUGAACCAAAUAUUCCGCGAAACUUGCGAAUAAAUAAUAAAUAAAAUGGAUCAAGAAAAGUUUGAAAGUGACAACACAAAGAAUUGUAUAUUACAAUCUGAAGUCCCUGAUAUGUGCAAAACAGAGCCAUGUUGGCUUGGAAUUGACGAGGCAGGAAGAGGGCCAGUUUUAGGGCCUAUGGUUUAUGGGACAUGUUACAGUCCAGUCUCAAAGAAAGAGGAACUCAAAGCGCUUGGAUUUGCUGAUUCAAAAACUUUAACUGAAGAGCAGAGAGAUUCCAUAUUUGAGCAGCUUUCUGGUGCAAGGGAGAUAAUUGGCUGGAUGGUGGAGCUUCUCUCCCCUACAUACAUCUCCAACAGCAUGCUGAGGAGGUCUAAAUACAAUCUAAAUGCCCUGUCUCAUGAUUGCGCAAUCGGACUCAUUGAGAAGGUGCUUGCUGCUGGUGUACAAGUCAGUGAAAUCUACGUAGAUACGGUUGGAGAUCCAGGGAAGUACCAAGAGAAGUUGAAGGGUCUGUUUCCAGGCAUAGACAUCACCGUGGCAAAGAAGGCAGACGCUGAUUAUCAGAUUGUGGGAGCAGCUAGUAUAUGUGCAAAGGUUGCAAGAGACAAAGCAGUAAAGAACUGGACAUUUAUAGAAGGACUGCAGUUUGAAGGGAACAACUAUGGCUCGGGCUACCCUGGAGAUCCCAACACCAAGAAGUUCAUGGCUGAGAGUUUAGACAAGGUGUUUGGAUUUCCACAGUUUGUGAGGUUCAGCUGGUCGACAGCAUCCAAAAUCAUUGAGAAACAGGGUGUCACCUUCAGAUGGGAAGAUGAUGAAGAGGAAGAGAACAAGAAGAACACACAGUCACUCACCAAGUUCAUGGGUGGAAAGAAGGACCCCCUAGCCCAGAGACAUCGCUACUUCAGGGACAAGUGCCUCAACUCUGUCACCGAAUUGUAGCCUAGCAACCGUGCCAUGGGGCUGUGUUCUCAAAACUGAUUUUCCAGGAGUAAUAGCUUAGCAACAAUGACACGGUGAUGUGUUCUUCAUUCUGAUCUCCAAGGGGCUAUAGCAUGACGAUGCCAUCGCCCUGUGUUCUAAAAACAAAACUAAUUUUCAAGAAGUUGUAACCUAGUAACAAAGCUAGGGAUGUGUUCUUAACACUGAAUUUCAUUGAUUUGUUGCCUAGUGAUAAAAUAGGGAUAUAUUCUGAAAACUGAUUUGUAACUAAAAUGUAAUCCCACAUGCCAAGUGUGGAGCCACAUGAAAAUGUGGCCUUGGUUUUUACAAAGUGAUUGUGCAGUAACGGUAAAUGUCUUUGGACAAAAAUGUUUAAUUUUGUGUUUCAUGCAAGGUUUUGUGUUUAAGUAGGUCAAGACUGGUGUCUUGCCAGAAAAUGAACAAGUGGAACAUUUAUCACUUAUGAGUAUUAAGGUAGUGCACCUCUAAUGAUUUCCCGCGAUUUAUUUUACGAUCAUUGUCGAUCUUCAAAGAUCGAUUAUUUCCGAGAGAUGCAUUUUAUUUUUUUCAAAGUUCGAAUUUUGUUAUAUGUUUACGUAAUUCCUUUAGAAUACAUUAUUUUCACAAUAAAUAUUGACUUUGAUCCAAAUAUCGUCUGAAAAAAUACGAUUUCGCGAUUUCUUCAAAGAUUGGCGAGCCUUUUUACCUGUUUACGUAUGCAUAUCUAAUUUAAGCUUGCGCAAAUGUGAAGUUGUCGUGGCCUAGUGGUUAAGGCGAUGGACUAUAAAUCUUUUGGGAUCUUCCCGCGCAGGUUCGAAUCCUACCGACAUCGCAUAGUUUUUGCGACACGUUUUAUUUCUUUUCUAACGUAAUUUGAUUCAAUGCAGCAUAUAUGCUAUGUUUAGUUGUUUAAUAUGUUGAAAUUUGUAUGCACAUCCUUCAAUUUUUUAAAUUAAAACAAUGUUAUGGCUAAAUUGGGUGAUUUACUGCUGAAAAUACGGAUGAUGCAUGUUGAAUUUUUAUUUCAAAAAGUAAACUGUAAAUUUGUCUAUUUCUUGGUAUUUUUGCUGUAUUUAGUGUUUCUAUAAAAACUAUGUUUAAAAUAUAACUUAAAUGGUACUAUUUUGAAUUUUAUGACACUUUGUUUUUAACCGACCCAAUUUUUACUUGGCUGAAAUCACUUACAUUUCAUGGCGCUCUUCCAUAGAUAAAAAUUUGUAAAAAUUAAAUGUCUGUAAAAGAAUACUUAUUUAAUCUUGUUUAAAUUUUAAACACCUUUACUGCAUCUAUACACACCAACAGCAUGCCCAUAUUUAGAAAUUUGAAUGAAUUAUGGAACUUUUAUAUACCCCAGGGGUAAAAACUGUACAAAAGCUGAGCGUGGGGGUGGUUUUGAAAAAAACGGUAUAUUUUUUUUAAAAGCACGGAAAGCCUACCUACAAAUUUGCAUGUAGUUCAGUGAAAUGAUGCUGAUUAAGAAAAUAAUUAAUUAGAUUAUAUUUGGAUAUGUGCCCAUUAGAGGUGCACUACCUUAAAUACACAAUGUUUUCUAUAUACACCAUUGUUAAAUUGUUUUUUAUUUGGAAAAGUAAAGGUGAUAAAAUUUAUAUGAAUAAACAUCAAUAGCUCUGAAGUUGGUGUUAGUAUGCAUUGUGUGAUAACAAGGUAAACAUUUCCGAAUUUUGAAUAAAUCACAAAUUUGA
Messenger RNA from Dreissena polymorpha, 2661 nucleotides. Its product is annotated as ribonuclease H2 subunit A-like. Gene Ontology annotation, molecular function: RNA binding; RNA-DNA hybrid ribonuclease activity. Gene Ontology annotation, biological process: DNA replication, removal of RNA primer; mismatch repair. NCBI's taxonomy places the organism in Eukaryota, Metazoa, Mollusca, Bivalvia, Myida, Dreissenidae. Gene Ontology annotation, cellular component: ribonuclease H2 complex. The record is from RefSeq and is a predicted model, not a curated record. The transcript has 8 exons. The coding region runs from base 59 to 958 and encodes 299 amino acids.